Molecule: messenger RNA, 2519 nt
Organism: Colletotrichum phormii
Lineage: Eukaryota; Fungi; Ascomycota; Sordariomycetes; Glomerellales; Glomerellaceae
Product: pentatricopeptide repeat domain-containing protein
Exons: 3
Coding region: 66-2441 (791 amino acids)
Biological process (GO): mitochondrial gene expression
Cellular component (GO): mitochondrion
Molecular function (GO): mRNA binding; protein binding
Source: RefSeq, a predicted model, not a curated record
CGCGCUUACUUUGAUUCGGUCUGGAGAUGCCCAGAACCCUUCGCGCAAAGCACUGAACCCACACCAUGAGGGCGCAAUUAGCCCGCCAUGUCUGCCGACGGGUCCUCGUUCCUAGGGGCAGCGUCCCUGCCUGUUCGAUUCUUUCUCGCCCAGCUUGUCGUCACACACAGCUCCCGGUAGCAUCGACGAUAUCCUUCUCUCGACGAGCCCAGCGACGGACGUUCUUUGGCAUCCUCCAGAAGCCCCCGAAACAGAUCAAGAAGCCAGAGUAUGAGCCUGGGUGGACGACGAUCUUAACAUGGAGGAAUCGCCUUUUGGAAAGCGUACGGCCGCCGUCGAGGACAGAACUGGUUGAGGCAUUUCGGGACUUGUUUGCAUACAAAGUGCGCUUCAACAUCGUCGUCAACAGCACUCAGGCUUUGCACUGCCGUAACCUGUUGAGAUACUUGCUCGAGAAUAAGGACGACGAGCCGGGACCAGGCCUGACUUUGACCGAGUUGACGAAUGCGCGGGAAGCGUUGCUGAAGCUGCCAAAAGAGGAUACUAAAGACCAUCUGGAGUUCUCCAGGCUCUUAUACGAUGCGAUUAAGGAGGGACGAGCAUUGGAUUCAACAGAUCCUGGUGCUGCGGAGGACUUCGAGUCGUAUCUGGUUGCCCUGACCAUAUUCGGCGCAUCUCCCGAGGCCUUCACCACCUUGCAGGAACACUGGGCUCAGUUACCUGAAGCAGAUCAACCUGGCGCGCAGAAUCUUUGGGUCAAUGUCCUGCAGGGGCUGGCGGAGGAAGGCCGUGAGGCAGAGCUUGUGGCAGCUGUCAAAAAGGCCGAGAGACUCGGGUUGCCUUUCACGUCAAGUUUUCAUGAGGUUAUGACGACUUUCUUCGCCAAAAAGGACAAUGUUUUGGAGACCAAGAAGUGGUUCCUAAGGCCAGCUCACGACAGCGAGCAUCCAAGCCCCAGGACUUUCAAAGAAAUCUUGCAUUUUUCAGUGAGGAACAACCAACGCGGUUGGACAGCGCCGAUCUUCAAGAAGCUUGUUGACGCCAACCCGAGCAAAGAGCAUUGGGAUGUCAUCUAUCAAUGGGCAGUACUGUCCAUGGGCAAGGGGCUUGAUGACAUCAAGGGCAUGUUUGAUGUUGUUGCUCGCCACAACCCCGACGAUAGCGCCUUCCUGCCAGACACCCAAACGAUCAAUGGUCUGCUGGAGGUUGCGAUUGAGAAAAAUGACCCGUAUCUAGCAGACAGGCUUGUCUCGUUCGCGAGCGAGCUCGGCAUCCGGCCUGAUGCAACAACAUACCUUCUCCAAAUGGACUUCAAGAUCCGGGCAAAGGACUUGUCAGGGGCCAGGGCGGCAUACAUGCAGCUCCCAAAGGCGGAUCUGAACGGAGAAGACGACUUGCCCCUGAUCAAUAAGUAUCUGCAAGCACUGUGCUACCAAGCAAACCCGAAUUCUACGGCGAUACGCGAGAUGUUGGAUAUUUUGGAGGACAGAAUUGUCACAUUGGAUCCAGAGACAGUGGUCGCAUUAUGCACAGUCUUCCUCAAAAACGACCAGCAGUUUGAAAUUAUCGACACGUUGUCGCUGAACGUAUUUCAACACAGCAACGAACAACGACGAUCCAUUAGAGAUGCAUUUGUGGCAUACUGUUUAGACAAGAAAAACAGCACGGCGAGAGUUUGGGAUGCCUAUUCCAUCCUCCGUCAGUUCUUCCAAGAGACCAGCGUUGAGAGCCGUCUCCAGCUCAUGAACGCAUUUUUCGACCGCAAGCGCUCUGACAUGGCCGUCCAUGUAUUUGGACACAUGCGGCAGCACGUCAACCCAACAUUUCAUCCCAAUAGCGAUGCCUACAUUCAAUGUUUUGAAGGCAUGGGCAGGUGUCCCGACUUGGACAGCACGAAGUUGGUUCACAACAUGUUGAAAAUGGACACGAAGAUCCAGCCCAGCACAAGGAUGUUCAACGCUCUGAUGAUUGCCUAUGGAGCAUGCAGGAAACCGAGUCUAGGACUGGAGUACUGGCAGGAUAUUGUCCGUUCUUCAGAGGGCCCAUCAUACAACAGUCUCGAGAUUGUGUUCUUCCUCUGCGAACUAAAGGCCUUUGGCGAUCAGAUUGCCAGGGAUAUCUGGAAGAAGAUCGAGAAGAUGGAGGUCGAUGUUCCGCCGGCAGUCUUUGCCUCUUACUGCGGCGGCCUUGCAGGCAAUGGCAAUCUCCAGGAGGUGCAGAGCACAAUCAGAACCAUGAAGCGAGCUGUUGGGUAUGGGCCUGAUGCCAUGACGCUUGGCAUUCCAUUUAACGCAUUGCCUGGGCAAGGCUUGCAGCGAGAGUUCGAGGCGUGGGCCAAGAAUCAGUUCCCAGAGGAAUGGGCGGAGGUGGAGAAGUUCCGCUACUAUUACACUCCCGAAAAACUGAAGAAGUUCAAGCUACAGCGGAUGCUGAAGGCAUGAUGUGUACAAUAAAUACUGGAGGAGCUUCUUGUAUCUGUACAUUUAUAAUAGACGCCAAGAUGUUGUACAAUUCAUACA